Prosopis cineraria is the source of this 858-nucleotide messenger RNA. RefSeq lists its product as uncharacterized. The record is from RefSeq and is a predicted model, not a curated record. NCBI's taxonomy places the organism in Eukaryota, Viridiplantae, Streptophyta, Magnoliopsida, Fabales, Fabaceae. Bases 97 to 414 code for a protein of 105 amino acids. The transcript is spliced from 3 exons.
ACUCCCUUUGAUUCCAAGAUCACCAACCACCAGUUCUAUAUAUAUAUAUAUAUAUAAAAGCUAUCACAGACACACAUACCCCGAGGAUCGACACAUAUGGCAGACCCUUCUGCUCCUUCAUCUUCUUCUGCUUCUGCUGCUUCGUACAUUCAUAUGGUGCAGCACCUGAUCGAGAAGUGUUUGACCUUUCACAUGACAAAGGAGGAGUGCAUGGAUGCCCUUUCUAAACAUGCAAAUAUUAAGCCUGUCAUAACCUCCACAGUGUGGAAUGAGUUGGAGAAAGAAAACAAGGAAUUCUUCGAAGCAUAUGCAGAAUCGAAGAGUAAAGACAAUAGAAUGUCGGAAGAAGAGACAAGUCAGAUGAUACAGAAGAUUAUCUCUGAUAAUUCGUCCUCUAAAGAUGCAGAUCACUAAUCCUUCUGCCAUUGAAAACGAUCUCUUUCUGUUCGAUCUCUUAUGUUUAAUAUUAUUCACUUCGUAUUUACGCAUCUUUGUCUUCUUCGAAUCCGAGGCAAGCACGCAACACAACCUACUUCUCUCUCUCUCUCUCUCUUUCUGUGUGUGCCUGGGUAGAAUCUUAUUGCUACCGUACGUAAAUGGUCCCAUGCAAGGUGUCUUGUCUUUCUAUAUUUCUAUCUGAUGUUGUUAUCAUAAGCUUCUUCAAGGAAAGGUCGACGUGCCACGCAAGCACGAGGAGGAUAACUUAUAUAUGUAAUUUGAUGUCUGAUAAUUGUAUAAGAUGCUGAUAUGGCUUUUACUGAUUGGAUUCUCGUGUCUGCGAAAUCCUUCAAUAUAUCACAUCACUCGGGUUUUCACACAUGAAGUAAGAACCCAAGACGUAGGAUGGAAUAUAUUAUA